AUGCCCACCGACUCCGACGACGAAGCCCUCUUCGCAGCCCUCGAAAACGAAGAGGACCCCAGCUACCGCGACACCCGCAUCCAACAACUAAACGCAGAAUUCGCCUCUGGCAAGAACAACCGCAGCACGGAUGCUCCCUCCUCCACCAGCACCGUUCCUCCCACUUCCACCUCUGCAACGUUGACGCACAACGACUCCUACCCAACCCUAACAACCGACCAAUCAGUGCUCGACCACACAACAUCCUCAACACGCAGUCUAAUCCACUUCUACCACCCGGACUUCACGCGCUGCUCGAUAAUGGACCGCGCACUGUCCCAACUAGCACCGCACCACCACGAAGUGCGCUUCGCGCGGGUAGACGUGCGCAACACGCCGUUCCUCGUUGAGAAACUUGGUAUCCGGGUGUUACCGUGUGUGAUUGGGUUUAAGGAUGGGGUUGGUGUGGAGAGGGUUGUUGGGUUUGAGGGGUUGGGGGAGAGGGGGUUUGAUGCUACGGAUAGUGGGUUUAGAGUUGGGGUUUUGGAGAAGAGAAUGGUUGGGAAGGGGGUUUUUGUGGGUGUUAAGGUUGGGGAGGGUGGGGGGGGAGUGGUGAGGAUGAGGAUGAGGAGGAUGAGGGGGGUAGGAGGAGGGGGAAUGGGUUUGGGUUUGCGGGGAGGAAGGGAAAGAGUAUUCGGAGUGGGAGGGUGA
Messenger RNA from Penicillium cataractarum, 690 nucleotides. RefSeq names its product thioredoxin domain-containing protein. The transcript has a single exon. The record is from RefSeq and is a predicted model, not a curated record. The coding region runs from base 1 to 690 and encodes 229 amino acids. Gene Ontology annotation, cellular component: cytoplasm. Lineage: Eukaryota; Fungi; Ascomycota; Eurotiomycetes; Eurotiales; Aspergillaceae.